GACAAAAUUAUACUAAUUUGCACCUUGCUCAGUUAUUUUCUUGUAGUGUUGCCACUAUAGCUAAUAUUGUUUCUACAUUUAUCCAUGUGYUACAUUAUAUUCUUUUUCAUGAUUUAAUGACUACCAUUCCCUCUAGAUAUAAGAAUGACACUUGUUCACCAUCCUCAUUUUCACAUUUCACUUCAUGUAAGGUAGUCAUUGACUGCACAGAUGUUGAAAUUGCCACUCCUGGGUUAAUGAGUCACCAAAAUGUAACUUACUCUACCUAUAGGGGAAUGAAUUCUUUUAAAGUUUURAUAGGUGUCRCCCCAAAUGCAGUAAUUACUUAUGUAAGUAAGCUUUUUCCUGGGUCUAUUUCAGACAAGGCUAUUGUAGAAAAGUCUGGGUUCCUAAAACAACUAGAAGCAGGUGAUUUMGUACUAGCAGAUAAAGGUUUUCUUAUUCAAGAUGUUGUACCAAAUGGUGUAUCUGUUAAUAUUCCUCCAUUUUUAAACAAUGGAAAAUUUACUGAGAGUGAGGCUAGAGCAACUAAAUUAGUUGCMAAAUGCMGAAUACAUGUAGAAAGAGCCAAUGCAAGGAUAAAAGACUAUAAAAUUUUAACCUUCAUCCCUUCUUAUCUUAGAUGUCAUGCUGAAAUUUUAGUUCAGUUAUGCUGUGCACUAGUUAACUUGCAGUUUCCACUGAUAAMGGAAGUAAGCGAGGAGACAAAUUUUGACUGAAUAUAGCAAACAUAUUUAUUUCCAAAGUAUAACAUUGAUAUUUUGAUAGCAAAUAUUAUUAUUAAACUUAUCAUGUACUUUUUACA
This is a messenger RNA of Exaiptasia diaphana, 805 nucleotides long. RefSeq lists its product as uncharacterized. NCBI's taxonomy places the organism in Eukaryota, Metazoa, Cnidaria, Anthozoa, Actiniaria, Aiptasiidae. The transcript has a single exon. The record is from RefSeq and is a predicted model, not a curated record. Bases 117 to 719 code for a protein of 200 amino acids.